Tachysurus fulvidraco (yellow catfish) is the source of this 4742-nucleotide messenger RNA. RefSeq names its product triadin (gene trdn). The transcript is spliced from 30 exons. The record is from RefSeq and is a predicted model, not a curated record. Gene Ontology annotation, cellular component: sarcoplasmic reticulum; membrane. The coding region runs from base 408 to 3386 and encodes 992 amino acids. Lineage: Eukaryota; Metazoa; Chordata; Actinopteri; Siluriformes; Bagridae. Gene Ontology annotation, molecular function: signaling receptor binding.
GAAUAAACUCCCCAAACUGCUCAGGGAUAAGGUUGCAUCCAGGCCCUCCCUCUGUGGCCUGUGCCUCUGUGGAACCGCACCAAAGAACAAUCUAAUGUGCAACAUAGGGUUCGGAUAAUUGAUCAAGUGGCUACCAGUUGCUUUUUUUUUAACCCCUUUUGUGCUCCAGUGGUUCUGCAUGGUCUGAGCCCAAAGAAGCCUUAACGUUUUUGCAUUUUUUUGUAAAAAAAAAUUCAUCGGAUCGCUCGACACGACAGGUUUCAUGAUCUGAGGUCUUACAAGAGAGAUAAAGGUUCUGGCAGGAACAGCACUUUCUCAUCAGGACACUAAUAGCAGAAACAGUUCUCUCUUUCCACAGGACUUCUGAUUAACUCUUAAGAUUGGGAUUUCAGCAUAUCACCGCCAAGAUGGAAGCACGGACCUCCACCAUCACCACUGUCCUUGAGAGCAAAGGAGGUGAGUCGAGUGCUCCAGCUACACGAGUGUCCAAACGCACUGUGAUGGAUGAUCUGUAUACCACCUUCAGUUCCCCUGUGGCCUGGGUACUAGUCCUGGCCCUCAUCAUCACCUGGUCUGCAGUUGCCAUCAUUGUUUUUGACCUCGUGGACACCAAGAGCCUGGAAGCCCAUACAUUAUACUGUGACGACCCCUGUUUGCCACCUGGACCUCAGGCGGCGCGCGCCAGGAAAGCCUUCAAGGAGGCAGGCGGCCUUAGAGGAGGUAUUCAGCACAUGAGCAGAGAACCCGUGAAGGUUCAUGAAGCCGUGGACGACUCCAGCGACUGGAUGAACGCGAUCUUGACCUUUAUGACAAAUUUGGUAACGCCGGAAGAGGAGGACGAAGCAGUGGAAUGGCAAGCAGUGAAGAAGAAAGGAGAAUUCCUUCCAGCAAGAAAAAAAGUUUCAGCAUUGCAGGUGAAAGAAAUCAUUCAGAAAGAGGACGACGAGAAGAAGAUGAAACAAGAGGAAGAGGAGGAUGAAGAAAUGGAGGAGAAGGAGGAAACAUCUGUGGUGGAAGAGAUGGAUGAAACAGAAGAAGAGGAAGAAGAAGAAGAAAAAGAAGAGGAGGAGGAGAAGAAGGAGGAAGAGGAGGAAGAGUUGAAAGAUGAAGAUGAUGAGGAAGAUGAAGAUAAGGAGCAUGAUGCAAAGGCUACCAGAGUUGAAGAUAAGGAUCAAGUCAAGGCAGAGAAAGAAAAAGAGAAAGAAGAGAAAAAGGAAAAGCCGACCAAAAAGCCUGAGUUAGAAACAAAAGAAAAGAAGAAAAAAGAAGUAGAAAAAAAGAUAGAUGGGGAAGAGGAAGGAAGGGGAAAAGAAAGGCUAAAGCUAGAUACUGGUGUGGAAGAGAAAGAAAAAAAAGAAAAGAAGAAAGAAGAGAAGGUAAAGAAAGAAAAAGUGACGAAGAAGAAGGAGGAGGAAAAGGAGGAGGAAAAGGAGGAGGAAAAGCCUGAAGUAGUUAAAGAGAAGAAGAAAAAGAAAGAAGGAGCAGACCGAACUAAAGAGGAUAAAACAGCUGCUUUAAAGGAAGUUGCUGAGGAACAGAGAGCAGCAGCAGAUGUAGAAACAGAUGAUGAAGAUGUUGGAGAGGAGGAUAAAGAUGCUGACAAAGUGUCAAAAAAUGGAGAAGAAGAAAAAACAGCCAUAGAACCUGUCGAUGUGGCAACAAAACGACAGGAAGACGAAGAAGAUAAAGCAGCAGACAAGGAAGAGGAAGUCGUCACUGACGAUGCCACACCUGCAGAUUCAGCGUCCAUUGAAGAAAGCAAAGAUGAUAGUAAAGAAGAAGAAAAAGAAGAAGAAAAAGAAGAAGAAAAAGAAAAAGAAGAAGAAAAAGUAACAGUUCCAAUUGCUGAUAAAAAAGAUGAUGACUAUGAAAAACCUGCUGAUGUCAUUAAAGACAAAAUAGCUGAUGAAAAAGAUGAGAAAGAAGACACAGCUAGAGUGGACGAUGUAGAAGAGAGUGUUGAUGACCAAAAAGACAAAGAUGACCAAAUUAAAGACGAGGUGGAAGAAGCUGCUCUGAAGGCUGAGCAGGAAACCAGAGAUGACACAAUAAUCAUUGGCACUGCAACACUAGAAACUGGCACCAAAACACUAGAGGCAGAGAAAGAAGAGGCAGUGAAGGAGGCUGAGGUGGAAGAGAAGGAGGAAGUAAAAGCUGAAGAUGAGGAAACGUUCAAACCAGUGACUGAAGGUGAGCCCAAAACAGUAGCAACAGAGAAGAAAGAAGAGGAAAUCAGCAAACUGAAUAAAACAGAAGCUGAAAAGGAAGAUAAACAAAAAGAAUCUUCCACUUGUGUGUGUAUGCAGCCGGAGCAACCCAUACUGCCUCAGACACAAGACACUGAGGCUGAGGAGGAAAAAGAAGAAGAAAUAAAGCAGCCACAACAGAAGCCUGAGCAAGCUGUGAAGCAGGUGGUGGAUUCAGAGCUACUGCAGAAAAAGGAAGACGUUGACGUCGUCGCCGCACUGCAGGAUCUCCCAGCAUGCCGUCCAACGCCGGUGUACUGCCCAGCACCGCCCGGCUGGUACGUGCAUCACAUAGUCACAGAUAGUCCAUUACCACCGACGCCGGUGCGAGAGACUCAAUUUGCUGCAAUAGCAACUCAUGCAGUCACGCUUCAAAGACAAGAUGCUGAACAAAAGACACCAAAGCAUGAGACAAAAAAGAAAGAGCCUCCUGUUAAGAAGCGAAAAGUAACACCUACAAAGAAAGUUGCUGUCUCUAAACUACUGAAAGUAAAGGCACCUGAAAAGAAAGUAAUACCUCAGAAACGAAAAGUUCUCCUGACUCCCAAAGAGAAGCUCAGACUGAUCCCACAUAGGCGAGAACUACCAAGGCUGACCAAACCUAUCAGAUCAGCUGAAGCCGCAAUACAGAAGGCCAAAGUCAUGAAGAAAGGAAAAGAAGAGAAGAAAGAAGUCAAGGACGUGAAGCCUGCAGUCGCGGAUAAAACUAAAAGGAAGCCAAUGAAAGCAAAACAUACUGUACUUCCAGCUAAAGUGGCCAGAACCAUUGCUGUAAAAGUUAAAAAAGAGAGAAGGCCUGCUCUUGAGAAGAAACAGCCUGCCAUCAAACCAGCUCCAGAAAAAACGGAUGUUACGAGCAAACCUGCUCCAGAAGCCAAAGUAGCUGAUUCAGAAGGGAAAACAGCUGCUCCAUCUGCACCAACAAAAGAAUCCAAAGUUGAAGAAAAUGUUACAGAAGGGAAGAAGACGGGCAAGAUCCCAUACUUCCAGUGUGUACUAGUGGGUGGAAAAGCCAGCCAAUAUCCAUUACGUCCGUUAUCUCAAGCUACGACUCCUGCUAUUAACCCGGCCAUGAUGAGAGCCAUGAUGGAACAGAGAGCCAACGUGCUCGAGCAGAAAGCCCGGCCAGCAGGGCAGUAACUCCGAAAGGUUGAUUUUUGUGAAAUUCUUUAUGAAAGCUGCUGCUGAUGCUCUCACAUGGUGCUAGUCUCUUUAUCAAACUUUGAACGUAAUUCUAACCAACACUAAACACCUGAGAGUCUUUUUUUUUGUAAUUAUUAUUGUCUUAUGGGUUUUGGAGCCAAUAAACUAUUCCUUUAUAAAUGGCCAUAUCAGUUAAUCCAUGGACAGGUAAAGAUUAUUUAUGGCAAGGCAGAAGCAGUGUUUACACAACAAUAUUGUACACAAAAAUACAGAUGCAUUAAGAUUUACAUGGUAUAAUAUAUACAUUUACAUUGCAUAUAAUGCUUAAGAGUAAUAUUUUUCAGUAACAUUCAAGCCUGAGUUUCCAGAAAGCAUCAACACAGCAUGAAUGGUAGAGCGAGCAUCCCAUCCAACUCUAUCUACCAGUUAAAAUGAUCUUAAUUUUUCAAUGCUUUUGGGAAAUUGGCUCCAGGUCUGUUUACACGUGUGGACGUUUUUGAAGAAACCUCGUUUUAAUAGUCAACAUGAGACUAUAUUACAGAGGAUAACAUCUAGACUUGAAAAUAUACAAUCAAUGAUUUGCUCAAUAAAUAUUUAUUUACAUAGGCAGUUACAGCAGUGUAUUAGAAUGGCAUAGUAGAUUUGUUACUGCUUGGCCUGAAAAGAUUCACCUGUAUGCAACAGAGAUAUUAUCUCUUGCCACAGGUCAUUUCCUUUGUAUCAUUGUAGCACGUUCCUGUAACAGCUGUCAUAUUACUGCAAGUAACAUUCAUUAAAAUAAAUAUAGACGAGUCAAGAUGUUGAGUAAAAUCAGAAGAGAUGCACACAUACACAUGUUUUACCCAUGCAAAGUCUCAGUUUUUUCUUCAGGUAUAAAUCAGUCACGAACAUGAAAAUGAUCAAUGUCAACAAUGUACAAAAGUGAGGAUUAAAAGUCCGAUUUUAAUGAAACUAUAAAGUAUAUACUGUAAUGGAAAUGUAAAGUAACUACAUUACAGUACUGUAUGUGUCAUUGUUAAACGUUUAUAGGCAUCUAGUAUUCAUAGUGCAUUGUAAACAUAUAUGUGUCACGUAGCGUCCAUGACAGUACGGAUGCAACCUUAGCCUGGCAAAAACAAACGAAAGUCAUGCAGUACAGUAACACGGGUGUUUUCAAAUUGUUAAAAGUCUCUGUAUUCUCAGUAUGCUUAAGAAUUUACAAUAUCUGCAAUUUUUUUUACCUGUCUUUCUGUAGCAUGUUUCUAUAUCACAUGACCUGGAAGCCUGUUUGUGUUCAUAGAAAAAAGGAAAUGUUUCUCCUCUAAUCAUAUGCUGUUAAAAGCUGCAUAAAAACUGCAAAUGAAAAAGUCAAUA